AUGUCGGAUGUGUCGAACUCCUUCUCAGCUUGGGAGACCCUGCCGGAGGACGAACCUCCGCUGUGCAUCGCAGUUCGACGCCCAGUGUCACGCUAUGAGGCGCAGAUCAUGCCACUGGUCACCCUCGCACUCUUGCUUUUGUCAAGUGUAAUAACAGUGCUACAUCUAUUGGGAUGCGGUAGCAAGGACAAACCGAGACAGGCAGCCGGAAAACCACCUGGUGGUCCAAUGGCGCCAAGACAUGAUGCUGGGUCUAAGUCAGCUCAAGCUGCUGAAAAAGACCAGGGUAAUAACGCAGCAGGAACCCCUGGAGCAAAAAGUACGAUGACCAAAUCAAAAAUGGGCGAUGAUGGUGGCUAUGAAUCAUGCCCGGAUAUGACUCCGUCGGAGUUGGCUCGAGCAGCAAAAGUCGGAGGCGGAGCGAAAUAA
Necator americanus (New World hookworm) is the source of this 429-nucleotide messenger RNA. RefSeq lists its product as uncharacterized. Bases 1 to 429 code for a protein of 142 amino acids. The record is from RefSeq and is a predicted model, not a curated record. The transcript has 6 exons. Lineage: Eukaryota; Metazoa; Nematoda; Chromadorea; Rhabditida; Ancylostomatidae.